Messenger RNA from Vespa mandarinia (Asian giant hornet), 1365 nucleotides. RefSeq lists its product as uncharacterized. Lineage: Eukaryota; Metazoa; Arthropoda; Insecta; Hymenoptera; Vespidae. The record is from RefSeq and is a predicted model, not a curated record.
CGCAACAACUAAUUACUUAAUAUCUGGGAAUAUACACUUGUUUGACAUAUACAAUUGCGACGAUGUGUGUAAAAUCUUACAACACGAUAAAAAUUUUACAUAAGCUAAAGCAAUUAAAAAAAGUCUUCUUACAAUUCAAGACAAUUUCCAACAGUUCUCUUCUACGUUUAAUUAUUAAAAUUUUACCAGAAGGGACAAUUAAAAUACUUAAUCAAGUUAAAAACGUGGAUUCGAAAUCGAUCAAAGUUAGUUACUCAUCACAGACGGCAGUAUGCAUUCAAAAGAAGAGGAUUAUAUCAACAACGGGUAUUACGCUUGGAAUCUUCGAUUAUUUAGAUUAAUCGGUCUAUUGGAAUACCACUCAUCGUUGAAACAACAGAUUUACAUUUGUUCUAUAAAUAUUAUAAUACUCGUAGAAUUAAGUCAAUUGAUUUAUAUAUUUUUUACAUCAGAACCAAAAGAAAAUUUGCUCACCGAAUUAUUGGAAAAUCUCUUGCCUACUCUAUGCUUCGGGUCUUGCUAUUGGAACCUAUUGUUGAAGGAUGCAAUUAUGAAGAAAAUUAUGCGUCGUAUUAAUUGUGAUUGGAUAGAUUUUGCAGACAAGCCGGAGUUAAUAAUAUUAAAAAAAUAUGCGAAUGUAAGCAGACAAUCUACUAUUAUAAUCGCAAUUUGUUUUUACAUCUAUAUUAUCUUAUUGAUAUUUCCAUCUUUAUUACGUAUCUUUCAAUAUGUUUUUGGUGUAAUAAGUGAAACUGAAUUAAUAUUACCAUUUCGUUUUGACUAUUUUACAAAAAAUCUAUUGUUUUACUUUACUACACUUUUGUACGAAUACAUAGCUCUGUGCAUUAUCUGCAUGAUAGGAGUAGCUAACUAUUCAAUGUUCAUAGCAAUUAUACAGCAUGUCUGUGCACUGUUUAAUAUCAUCGAAUGGAGAGUAAAUGAUUAUUUAAAAAAAACAUCAUACAACAAUUAUCGUCCGUUUACUCAGGAAGAGGAAAACGAGUGGAUCGUCGGUAUAAUAGAAUUAUACAAUAACGCACUUAAGUUGGUAUCUCAUUUUAUAAAGAUAUUAUUGCAAAUUCGUAUUAUAUGUGCAAAUUGCUAAUAUUAAUAUUACAAUAUUUCUUUUACUUCUCCAGUUUUGUCGAUUUAAUAAAAUUGUUUUAUGAGACAAUUUAUAUAUUCGAAGGAUUCUUCGCGUCGAUUUUAAUUAUUGUAGAUUAUAUUUACGUAAGUAACAUAUAUGUCGUAAAUUAAAAAUUGCAAAAAUAUCGCAUCGAGGUAUAAAACAUAGAAAUUUGUUAUUAGUUAUUUCAGAUACUUUGUUUUAACCUAAAUGCGAAUGAAGGAAUAAGAAAAUUUUGU